Brassica napus (rape) is the source of this 1875-nucleotide messenger RNA. RefSeq names its product protein DETOXIFICATION 23. Bases 218 to 1699 code for a protein of 493 amino acids. Gene Ontology annotation, cellular component: membrane. Gene Ontology annotation, molecular function: antiporter activity; xenobiotic transmembrane transporter activity. Gene Ontology annotation, biological process: xenobiotic detoxification by transmembrane export across the plasma membrane. NCBI's taxonomy places the organism in Eukaryota, Viridiplantae, Streptophyta, Magnoliopsida, Brassicales, Brassicaceae. The transcript is spliced from 8 exons. The record is from RefSeq and is a predicted model, not a curated record.
AAAAUAAGGUAGUCUUACAUAAAAAUAUACGGUCAGUCUAUCGUAUUCGUACUUAACCAAAUAGGCAUUAAACCGAACUAAACCAAAAUCUUCAGUCCGAACCAAUUUGGCAAAUAAGGAUCUUAAAAAGAGGCGUAAGCCGGUAUUCAUUUCCUCUGCAAAUAAACGACCCACUUUCUCCACGCAUUCCCUCUGCUCUAUCAUUCCCUCCAAAGCCAUGGCCGGAGAAGGAGGACAACUGACGGCGAUCCUGUUGAAAAAGACGGCCGAGGAGGGUGGAGAAAAUGAUAAGUUGGAUAUGAAGGAGAAGGUUUGGAGGGAAUCUAAGAAGUUAUGGAUUGUGGCCGCGCCGGCUAUCUUCACUAGAUUCUCUACGUCGGGAGUAUCUUUGAUAAGUCAAGCUUUCAUCGGCCACCUUGGCCCCACUGAGUUGGCUGCUUACUCUAUCACUCUCACCGUUCUCCUCCGUUUCAGUAAUGGAAUCUUGUUAGGUAUGGCUAGCGCACUAGAAACACUAUGUGGUCAAGCCUACGGAGCAAAACAAUAUCAUAUGCUAGGGAUUUACCUCCAAAGAUCAUGGCUCGUCCUCAUAGGCAGUACCAUUUGUCUCACGCCCAUUUACAUUUUAGCUGGUCCUAUCCUCUUAGCCCUAGGUCAAGAAGAACGCCUUGUCCGUAUAGCUCGAGUCAUAGCCCUAUGGGUCAUAGGCAUCAACUUCUCCUUCGUGCCUUCCUUCACCUGCCAAAUGUUCCUCCAAGCUCAGAGCAAGAACAAGAUCAUUGCCUAUGUCGCUGCUAUCUCCUUAGGGGUCCAUGUUUUCUUGUCUUGGCUACUAAUGGUUCAUUUCGACUUUGGGAUCGCUGGUGCAAUGACCUCAUCGCUCGUAGCACAUUGGUUGCCUAAUAUUGCUCAGCUCUUGUUCGUAAUAUGUGGUGGGUGUAAGGACACAUGGAGAGGAUUUUCUUGGUUUGCUUUCAAAGAUCUUUGGCCCGUAUUCAAAUUAUCUUUGGCUUCCGGUGGCAUGACGUGUUUGGAAGUAUGGUACAAUUCGAUAUUGAUCUUGCUCACAGGAAAUUUAAAAAACGCUGAGGUUUCUCUCAACGCACUUGCAAUCUGCAUCAAUAUAAAUGCACUGGAGAUGAUGGUAGCCUUCGGCUUCAUGGCAGCAGCGAGUGUAAGAGUUUCAAACGAGAUUGGAAGUGGAAACUCUAAAGGAGCCAAAUUUGCUACAAUGAUAGUAGUCUUAACGUCACUUUCAGUAGGAGUCAUUCUCUUCUUUGUCUUCCUAUUUCUGAGAGGAAGGGUUUCGUACAUUUUCACAACAAGUGAACUUGUUGCCGCACAAGUAGCCGAUCUUUCUCCAAUCUUAGCCUUUUCCAUCCUCUUAAACAGUGUACAGCCUGUUCUCUCCGGAGUUGCUGUUGGAGGGGGAUGGCAAAAAUAUGUUACAUACGUUAACCUUGCUUGCUAUUACCUUGUGGGGAUUCCUACUGGUAUUUUCCUUGGCUAUGUCGUGGAUUUGCAAGUCAAAGGUGUUUGGUUAGGAAUGAUAUUUGGAAUCUUCGUUCAGACUUGUGUGCUUACCAUAAUGACUAUGAAAACAGACUGGGAUAAACAGGUGUCUGUUUCGCAACGACGUCUGAACCGUUGGGUUGAACCAGAAUCAAGGGGUCGAAACCAAACUUCGCCAAGAGAAUAAUUUUAAAGAUUGAGCUAAAACAUAAUUUUUGUGAUUAACUAUAAGCCAUAUUCCACUCUUGAAAGUAUACACUUAUAUGUGUUCAUUUAAAAUAAGUUUGAGAUACACUGUUAACGAAUUUAGACGCCAAAGAGAGGUCCUUGUCUCUCACUGAUCAAAUUCACGUAAUUUAUAUA